This is a messenger RNA of Rosa rugosa (rugosa rose), 487 nucleotides long. RefSeq lists its product as uncharacterized. Lineage: Eukaryota; Viridiplantae; Streptophyta; Magnoliopsida; Rosales; Rosaceae. The record is from RefSeq and is a predicted model, not a curated record. Bases 64 to 351 code for a protein of 95 amino acids. The transcript has 4 exons.
AUCAUCAAUUUUUAUCUUGAAAUUAUCCCUUUGUAAUGCACCAGUUAGCCCCUUGCUUCUUUGAUGUAUAGUUGCAAGGAAAUUCGAGCAAAGGGUGCCAACCGCUAUUUCACAUUGUGUGCUACUGACUUUUUAGCUAUUGGUGGGGGUGGUCAUUUUGCACUCUAUUUGAAUAGUGAUCUAUUGAGUGGAUCAAGUUCAGUUUCAGAAACCUAUGGGAAUCCAUGUCUUGCAAACUCAGAAGACUUUGAUGUGAAAGAAGUAGAGUUAUGGGGUUUUGUGUAUGCUACUAAGUAUGAGGAAUUACUUGCUCAAAGUCGUAUGGAGGCACCUGGGAUUUGCCGAUGGUGAAUGCCUCAUUUGGAACUCAUUUUACUGUGGUGGUUAGUAUCAUCACCUUAGCUGAGGCUUAUUAUUGUUUCUGGAGCUGGAUGCAAACGAUGUUACAUUAUAUGGAUGACAUUCCUUUUGGAGUUUGUAAAUACAA